This is a messenger RNA of Saccostrea echinata, 2519 nucleotides long. Its product is annotated as arrestin domain-containing protein 3-like. Lineage: Eukaryota; Metazoa; Mollusca; Bivalvia; Ostreida; Ostreidae. The transcript is spliced from 8 exons. The record is from RefSeq and is a predicted model, not a curated record. Bases 64 to 1257 code for a protein of 397 amino acids. Gene Ontology annotation, cellular component: cytoplasm. Gene Ontology annotation, biological process: protein transport.
CAGCUGCCGUAGAAAAGAAUGCGAGUCCUGCUGAAGGUGUAAAGGAAACAAGGAUAUUGUAGAAUGGGGAAGUUGAGAGCCUUCUACAUUGAACUUGAAAAUCCCCAAGGGGUUUUCUUUGCAGGACAGAUUAUAAAUGGGAGACUUGUUGUUGAACUGGAUGCAGAGAUGAAAAUGAGAGAAAUAAGAUUGACAUUUAAAGGGUUGGCUUAUGUUCAUUGGACCGAGACACACAGUUCUGGAAGUGGAAAAAAUAGACACACCACAACUAGACAUUACAGCGCUACCGAGAACUACUUCCAUCAAGUUGUUCCUGUGUUUGGACAAGGGAUGGGAAUGGGUGAAGACAAUCGCUUACCUCCUGGACAGCAUGUAUAUCCCUUUUCCUUCCAGCUACCUCCAAAUCUUCCAUCGUCAUUUGAAGGUGGAGUUGGUUACGUCAGAUACACCAUCAAAGGAACCAUUGACAAACCUUGGAAGUUUGACCACACCACGAAGAGACCUUUCACUGUUAAUGCAUUGUUAGAUUUGAACACACAGCCAAAUGCAGCUUGUGGGACUCAAAACCAACAGAGUAAAUUCCUGUGUUGUUUGUGCUGCAAGUCGGGACCAAUAACAGGGGUUUUAAAACUGGACAGAGUAGGGUAUGUUCCUGGCGAAGCAAUAACCUUCAACGCAGAAAUACAAAACAUGACAAGCAGAGUCUGUGGAACUCAUGUUAAGCUUUAUAUGACCACUGUGUUCCAUGCUACAACAAAAUCAAAAACUACGACUACUGAGGUAGCAAGAGUAGUCCACCAGGACGUACAGCCUGGAGAAACAGAAACCUGGUCAGGUGACAGGCUCGUUAUACCCCCCUUACCUCCAUCAUUUCUCGUGGGAUGCAGUAUUAUCGACAUUAAUUACUACUUUGAGUUGAUUGUUGAUCCCUCUGGCCCUGCCAUAGACCUUCAUGUGCCUUUAUUGAUCCUUAUUGGUACAAUACCUCUGCGGACAGUAGUUCAGCAGUACCAAACACAGUAUGGAGUGUCUGCGCCUGAACAGCCAGCAUUACCUCCCCCUGGGCCAGCGCCAUCUGCUCCACCUGUAGGGGGAGCUUCACCUAUGUCAGAUUUGCCACCACCAAGCUACAGUGAGUGUGUGUUUGGUAAAACUAACAUCCGUGAUGAAGAUGACUCAGAACACACAAGGGGAGAGAUGGACUAUGCCCCAGCGUACACAUAUUAUGAUUGGUCCAAACAAUCACAGUUUAAGUAAUUGUGUUUCUUGUAUUAUACAGGGGCUGACAAAUAGAUUUUUUAGGCACUUGUCCAAGGGCAAGUGCAUGGUGAAAAUUCACUUGCCCUACCUGAAUUUUUGCUUGCCCAACCAUAAACUAGUAUUGUAUUUAUAUAUAUUUAAAAAAAUAGGAAGAAAAAUACUGAGUAGAACAUGCAAUCCCCUGUUCCCAAAAUUAAAUCAAUGACAUAAAUCUUCAUUUUAUUUUUUUAAGUCACUUGCCCACGGGCAAGUGGUUGAUAAAAUUUCACUUGCCCUCUCCUAGAAUUCACUAGUCCUGGGCGUCGGGCAAUGGGAUUUGUCAGCCCCUGUUAUAACAUACUAUUAUAACAUAUUUGUAUGCAUAUUUAUAUUGACAUUAAUUUUUGGACAAUGUAAGUUUUAUCUAUGAUACUUUCCAUACACCUUUCCAUAUUCAUAAAUAAAUUUACGUUAAUAUACGAGUAUAUUCCUCAUAUAUUUAUAAAUCUUAUAAUUAAUGUGUAAGAAUAAGUACAAAUGUGCUGUUGAAUCACAAAAUUUUCACCCUUUUUUUUCACAAUAAAUUCAAAGUAUUUAUAUUCAAGAGAACAUUUUCAGAAAUUCUGGCUGUUGUGUGUAAUCUUAAUGUUAAAUAUAUGCGAGAAUGAAAUUUUUUUGAGUAGACAGACUCAUGUAAUCACACAAAAAAAUUUCUCAAAAAAAAUAGUGAUUUACAGAAUAGUUAAUAAUAAUAAUCCUAUAAUUCUAUUUGAAGACAUUUUGGUUUGCAUCUCUUAAUGUACCCUCAAAUGGGGAGUAUUUAUUGAAGAAACUCUCAUUGCCUAUUUCAAAUUUUCACUUGACCAAUGAAAAAAAAAAAACAACUGGUUAAAUGUUUUGCCUAUUACCGCAAAUACAGUGUAUAUUCUAGAUAUACCAAAAAAUUGUAAGUUUUUAUGGAGGAUUGGAGCUCCAGUUCUGAUGAAAAGGGGAACUUUUUUCAACUUCCAAUAAAGGAGUCCCUAUUUCUGUUCAGCCAUAAAUGCUCAGACAUUAAUUUUGUUCUCCUACAUCUUGAAUACUGUUGAUUUAAGAAGCUCUCUUGAAUUUCAUCUAGGAAGUGUUAUUGUUUUUACAUGUACGUGUUAUCAGACUUUUUUUUUCAAAUUUUAACGGGUAUAAUUUAUUAAGAGUUUGUUUAUUGUCUAUGAUAAUUGUCCUGUAUUAUAUACACAAAAAGUUAAGUUACCAAGCUAUGAUCAAUAAAUUUUAGAAUUUCA